AUGGAUUCAAAUACUAUUGAUUCAAAUCGUGCAGAACAGAUCGCGUACUCACUAACUAGCAAUGAACAAGGUGGAUAUCAACCAAGGACAUUACAAGAACAUAAUCAUGGACGAUAUGCUUAUUUACCUAUAUUUCCAAGCAAAUAUGAUGGUCCAAAUGAUUGCUUACUCUUGGCUAAUGUACCAGAUGCUGUAGAACUAGCUACACGAUUACAAGUAGGCAAAUCAAUCAUUACUUUCAAUGCUGAUCAACUUCGUCGAAUCUGUUAUACUCUUCUUGCAUUACAUGAAACAUUUCGACGACAUGUUCUAUUUAAAAGCGAUGUUCCUUUAAAAGAACCAACACUGAAUUCGAAACAAAUGGCUAUGGCAUUGGAAUUCUAUCUACAAAUAGAUGGUUAG
Rotaria sp. Silwood1 is the source of this 402-nucleotide messenger RNA. Lineage: Eukaryota; Metazoa; Rotifera; Eurotatoria; Philodinida; Philodinidae. The record is from the annotation of a GenBank genome assembly.